This is a messenger RNA of Chaetomium strumarium, 1088 nucleotides long. RefSeq names its product Alpha/Beta hydrolase protein. The transcript is spliced from 4 exons. Lineage: Eukaryota; Fungi; Ascomycota; Sordariomycetes; Sordariales; Chaetomiaceae. Gene Ontology annotation, cellular component: extracellular region. Bases 100 to 990 code for a protein of 296 amino acids. The record is from RefSeq and is a predicted model, not a curated record. Gene Ontology annotation, molecular function: hydrolase activity.
UCAUGGUCUGAUAUGCUUAGCUGCCGUUAAACAAAAGGCCUCGUUCUAUGUGAGGUCUUACCUUAGUCUGUACUUGUGAGUAUCGGAGCUGACAGCAACAUGAUCACUCUCACCAACCUCGUCGCCGCCGGAGCGGCUCUCUUAUCCGGUCACCACGCCUUUGCAGCCCAGCUCACCAGGGUCGACUACCCAAACAAUGCAACGUCUAAGCCUCAGAUGUACAUCUACGUCCCCGACCGCGUCGUCUCCAAUCCACCCCUGGUGGUCGUCAUCCACUCAUGCCAAUCAUCCGCCCAGUCCUACUUCCAGAACUCGAAGAUCCCCUGGCGCACCGGGUCCGACCGCAAGGGAUACAUCACGCUCUGGCCGUCGUCGCCGCACUCAGGAACCUGCUGGGACGUCUCGUCUCGGCAGUCGCUCAGCCACAAUGGGGGUGGUGACAGCCAGGCGAUCGCCAACAUGAUCUCGUAUGCCAUCCAGAAGUACAGCGUCGAUGCCGAGCGGGUGUACCUCACGGGUGGCAGCUCGGGCGCGAUGAUGGGCAACGUCAUGGCCGCCACGUACCCUGAGCUGCUCAAGGCUGUGAGCAUAUACAGCGGGGUGCCGGCGGGCUGCUUUGUGAGCGCGAGCGGUGGAGUCGAUCAGUGGAAUAAUACCUGCAGUGGCGGGCAGAGCCGGGCUACGCCUGAACAGUGGGGCAACGUAGUGCGGAACAUGUACCCCGGGUACAGUGGCCCACGACCCAAGAUGCAGAUCUGGCAUGGCAGUGCCGACGGCACGCUCGCGCCGGCCAACUACCAGGAGAUCAUCAAGCAGUGGACGAAUGUGUUUGGCGUCAGCCAGACACCGACCAGCACGCUCCGGAACUACCCGCAGGCCAACUACCAGACGGACAACUAUGGGGAGAAUGUGCAGGGCAUCUAUGCCACGGGAGUGGGCCACAGCGUGCCGGCGAAUUUGACGGCCAGUGAGCAAUGGUUUGGUCUGUGAAGAGAGCGGAGGUAGAGGAUGGCCGGUGCGAGGAGAUGUGCAGUGUGCGUUCGGUGGUGUGCAUACAUGCCGCGCUGUUGGGGCAAUGGCCGUGUCUA